AUGGCUCACAAAUUCUAUUUUGAGGCACUUGAUCACAGCCUUAGAGAUAUCAUCAAACACAACUCAACGGAUAAUAAAAUCUUUGGAGGUAAAGUCAUGGUCUUUGGUGGAGAUUUUCGGCAGAUCCUGCCAGUCAUUCCAAGAGGCAGCCACUCUGAUAUUGCUAAUGCAAAAAUUAAUUCCUCUUAUCUAUGGGAUCAUUGUCAGGUCUUGAGGCUGACAAAAAACAUGCGUUUACAAAACAACAUGCAAGCAACAGAUCAAGAAGAAAUUGCGUCUUUUGCACAAUGGAUUAUAGAUAUUGGUGAUGGUAUUAUUGGACAUGACAAUGAUGGCUAUGCUACUAUUGAAAUUCCACAGGAACUAUUAAUCAUAGAAUAUAAUGAUCCCAUUCAUAGUAUAGUCAGUUCUACAUUCCCAGAUUUAUGUCAUCAUCACAAUGAUCCUGAAUACUUCCAAUCUAAAGCAAUAUUAGCUUCUAUAAAUGAAACAAUACAACAAGUUAAUGAUUAUAUACUUACAUUGAUACCAGGCGUUUUCAUGUCUAAAAUAAUCAUAGGUGAACAAAUGGAAUAUCCGAGCUCUGAUUCAGUUGACAAAUCUGAAACCAUUGAAAGUUGUCAUUUUCGUUCACUCAUAACUGAAUUUCUUAAUUCGUUGAUAACAUCUGGCUUACCUAAUCAUUGUCUCACACUCAAAAUUGGAACACCUAUAAUGUUGUUAAGGAACUUAGACCAAACUCAAGGGUUGUGUAACAAUACUAGGUUAAUUGUGACAAGGCUAGCACAACAUGUUAUUGCAGCUGACAUAAUUUCUGUGACAAAUGUCGGAGGUCAUGUUUAUAUCCCAGGAAUGUCUAUGUCGCCUUCUCAGUCACCAUGUUUAUAUCCUUCUCAAGCAAUUUCUCUUGAUUCCUCUUCUUCAGUGUAA
Molecule: messenger RNA, 930 nt
Organism: Glycine soja
Lineage: Eukaryota; Viridiplantae; Streptophyta; Magnoliopsida; Fabales; Fabaceae
Exons: 2
Coding region: 1-930 (309 amino acids)
Biological process (GO): telomere maintenance; DNA repair
Molecular function (GO): DNA helicase activity
Source: RefSeq, a predicted model, not a curated record